CCCACGAAUACGACGAAGCACUUAAGCCUAAUAAUAGAGAUGAACGUAUUUUCCUUGAUCUAUAAGCUCUUUGAUUUGAUCUUCUGGGAAAAUAAGUAUUAAAUCAUUUAAUUAAACAAAGGAAACUUAACUGUAAAAAAAGUUAAUUGAAAUCAGGAUGGAAAUGCAACCCAACAAAAAACAGAGAAGAAUUCAAUUCCCUCUUCGCCUUUCCUGUUUUCACUCCCUAUCAAACCCACCCCUCUUGUCUCUUCCCUCUGUGUAGACUUGAGAAUUAAUUGGAUGUAAGGAUAUAUUUAAUCAAUCACACGAAACCCAUAUUGGAUUUUCUCCUUUUGAUAAUCAUGGCCUAAUGGGAUUCUCUUUUUGAGCGAAUCGAACGCACAUACGGAGAAAAACAAGAGAAUCCCUGGAAAAUUGCCAACCAUGGAAGAUUCAAGUGAAGUUCACUCUGAAGAAAAUGGAGUAUCUCCAGAAAAGAAUACCAAAAGGAUACUCAAGACGCCAGCCCAGAUUAUGGCUUUGGAGAAAUUUUAUAAUGAGCACAAUUAUCCCACAGAGGAAAUGAAAUCAGAACUUGCAAAGCAGAUAAGGUUGACAGAAAAACAAAUAUCUAGUUGGUUCUGCCACAGAAGGUUGAAAGACAAAAGAUUGUCAAAGGAUGAAACAUUUGACAGAAGACUGUCAAAGGAUGAUGCAUGUGCUAAUGGUCGACAGGAUUGGUCUAGUGGCCUUAUUCAGGAUCGUGGGAGUGGUUUAUGGCAAGAUUCUUGUGGCAGCACUAAACAAGGUGAUUAUAGGAAAGUUGAUCCAAAGGAAGUUGAAAGUCACAGACUUUAUGGCCACAGUCUUCCUGCUGCUGAUGUCAACUACGAUCGUACGAGUCGAUACACAGGGAAUGUUAAUGGCGUGGAUGAUACAUCCUCGGAGAGUAGCUCAUCUUUGCAGGAUAAGUUAUUUUCUCAAAGUGAAGAUCCUCAUGAUGUCAAAACUUCUAGCUACAUAACACAGAAUGAAGCUAGCAGGCCAUCAAUUCCCAAGGGUGCCAAUAACAUGAGGUAUAAGCCAUCAGGCUAUUUGAAAGUGAAGGGUGAAAUUGAAAAUGCUGCCAUUACUGCUGUCAAAAGGCAAUUGGGCAAGCACUAUAGGGAGGAUGGUCCACCACUUGGUGUUGAAUUCCAGCCACUUCCUCCUGGAGCGUUUUCAUCCUCAAGUAGGGAUCCGGUCGAUGGAGCUUUCUGUGUUGGAGAUCUUGCCAGGAUUCAUUCUGCUGAUGUUUCUGGAGUUCGUAAGCAAUCAAGUAUCAGCAGUAGAUAUGAAGUAUAUAGUUCCAAGAUGAUUUCCCAGGAUUCAUAUAUGGAAGGGCCAAACUGUGACCUCAAUAAUGCAUCUGAUUCACAUGAGAAGAAAUCUCGCCACCAAUUAAAACAGAAAUCGACUUCUUGCAAAUUUUCCAAUUCUAACCCUGGUGGGAAGUCUGCCACGGAUAACUGUGAUGAUCUUGCUGCUGAAAUUUCUAUUCAUAGCAGCAAAAGAAAUUAUAAGUUGAGCUCUAAGCAUGGUGCUGAAGGCAUAAUACCAGAUACUGUUUCUAACCAUCAUCAUCCUGAUGGUGGUAAAGUUAUUAGUGAACAGACAGACCCUUGGUUGAAUGCCUAUGGCAAUGGCAGCCCUAACAUUGUCCAAAAGAAUGAUUGUAUGUCUAAGCCUUCAAAUUUGAUCCCUGGGUCCAGUAAAUCUCUUGAUGCACAGGAGAGAGUUCUAUCUACAAGGAUGACAAAGGAAAAGCUUUAUGGAGAAAAGAAGGGCACAAAAGAAUAUCAAGACCCAGUUAGAGUUACGAAGCGAUUCAGAGCUGAGUUUUCUCAAGAAUGCGUGGCAAAAGCAGCAUUUCCUAAUAUGCCCCGAAACACAAAUUCAAAUAAAGGGUUGAGGCAGGUGAAGAGAGAAGGGGGAUUGAAAUGCAAACGUGACCACACAUUACCGUAAUUCGACUAUUUUGGCAAAUGUGUAAGCUUGAGUAUCUAGAAACUAUAACCAUUGGCUCUGCUUUCAAUGAUGUUCAAAAAUUCAGAAUGUUCAACAGGCAAUAAGAGGUUACAGAGUCCUGGAAUUAUGCUCUACCUCUUCAUGAAUAAUUGUCUUAAUUAUAUUUGGUGCAUAGCACUUGUCAAUUUUAUUUCUAUGUCCAAACUGGCUGAUCAUGUAAGAAGAUUUGGUACUAUUCCUCCUGUUAGAUUGACAAAAUAUCUGACUACUAGACUCUAAUAUUUUAGCCUUGCAGAAAAUAUUCAUUAAAAAAGGACCAGAUUUAUAUGUUUGAAAUGGGAGAUUAUCAGACACUCCUUGUGAAUUGCACCUUCACUCACACACAUGGGAUCCAUCCCACAAUUCACAUGGUCCCCACAUGUAAAUGUUGCAAAGUGCAAGCAUUUGUAGAGAAGGGUGCAUUAUUUUUGUUUACUUACUCACACCAGUAUUGACUUCUGGAAAUGCAAGGUGUAACUGGUAAGUGUAUAGGGUGCAUUAUUUUGGUUGAGAUUGCCUUACGGGUCAUCAUUAUUUGAGUGUUUGGUUGUUGAUUGUCCUCAGUGAUGAGUUUAUCAUUCUUUCAUCAUUGAGUUGUUUUCAAAAUUAAAAAAAAAAAAAAGUCUUUUCGUCUCUGCUGCAUAGUGAUUUUUCAACUUGUCUUGUGCCUGAAAUUUUCAACUUAUUUUUCGAAUCUACCAAUACAUCCUUGGUUUGUGUAUUUCAUAGAUCUGCCAUGGAGAGGCCAUCCAGUUUCAGUGAGGAUGAAACUGCAAAAACCAAUUCUUCUGUGGAUUGAGGAGCUGAAAGAUGAUAGAUUGUAGAAAGGUAUAAUGGGUUCCUGAGAUCACCUUCCAUUUUCCCCAGACAAAGGUGCUAUAAUUUUGUACAUUUGAAAGAGGAUGUGUUUCAUAUGCUAAUAGGAAACCUCUUUAAGAACACUGGAGUGAAGUGUUUAGCUGACUGAGGCAACUAAUUGCUGCUGUCGGUUGUGUAUACGUUGUACAAAUUCUUUUUUAUUAUGCUUUCUGGAAGAAAAUGUACUCUGACGAAUUCUGAUUGUAAAUCUGAUCAAUUAACCUUGAUAGGUAGAAGGCAGUGAUGACAAAACAAUUAUGAAUCCAUUCUCAGCUUGUCUGUCGUUAUUUCAAUUAUAUAUUCUUUCAAUUGGCUA
Messenger RNA from Hevea brasiliensis (rubber tree), 3202 nucleotides. RefSeq lists its product as uncharacterized. The transcript has 8 exons. The record is from RefSeq and is a predicted model, not a curated record. NCBI's taxonomy places the organism in Eukaryota, Viridiplantae, Streptophyta, Magnoliopsida, Malpighiales, Euphorbiaceae. Bases 427 to 1989 code for a protein of 520 amino acids. Gene Ontology annotation, molecular function: DNA-binding transcription factor activity, RNA polymerase II-specific; DNA binding. Gene Ontology annotation, biological process: regulation of DNA-templated transcription.